AACAGCUGUGUCAGGGAGUGUCUGUGCCCUGGGCGUUGCUAUUUCCAAAUCAGUGUUCCUUCAUGUGUGUGACCACCCACUGGUGAUCCAGCGACUAGAACUUUGCACCCUCCCCCAGCUCCUCCCACUCCUCCAGAAGUUGUCAGGAAUUCCCCAACUCAAGACUGCCUCAAGCUCACAGAAGGUUGCAGGAGGAGUGCCCAGACCUGGUGAUGUCCUGGAAAGAGCACCAGCAUUCUGGAUACUAGGUUGGGUGGCAGCAAACUUUCGCAGGUCCCUGCCUCUCUUAGACAACCAUGGCUUCAAAGCGAAGGCCUUCAGUGAAGACUGAGCACCCUGAGAAGAAAAAGGGGCGUCAGGGGCCCGGGAAAGAGGACAGCUUUCACUCCACUGCUGAGGCCCUCAGGGCUGCACCCACAGAGAAGCGCAUAAUCCAUGUGGACCCCAACUGUCCACUGAGCAAUAGCCCUGGCACCCAGGUCCAUGAGGACUAUGACUGUACCCUGAACCAGACCAACAUCAAGAAAAACAACAACAAGUUCUAUGUCAUUCAACUGCUGGAAGAUGGCAAACACUUCUACUGCUGGAACCGCUGGGGCCGCGUGGGAGAGGUGGGCCAGUCAAAGAUGGACUGCUUCUCCUGCCUAGAGGAUGCAAAGAAGGUCUUCGAGAAGAAGUUUCAAGAGAAGACCAAGAAUCAAUGGGCGGAGCGGGACCACUUUGUGCCCCACCCUGGCAAGUACACACCUAUUGAAGUGCAAGGAGAAGCUGAGAUCCAGGAGGCCAUGGUGAAGGUAGGUGGAGGCCCAGCAGGGACUGUGGUUAAGCGGGUACUGCCCUGCUCUCUGGACCCUGCCACCCAGAAGCUCAUCACCAAUAUCUUCAGCAAGGAGAUGUUCAAGAAUGCCAUGACCCUCAUGAACCUGGAUGUGAAGAAGAUGCCCCUAGGGAGGUUAAGCAAGCAGCAGAUUGCACGGGGCUUUGAGGCCUUGGAAGCACUGGAAGAGGCGCUGAAAGUCCCUGCAGAUGACGUCCUGGAAGAGCUGUCCUCCCGCUUCUACACCAUCAUCCCACACAAUUUUGGCCGCAGCAAGCCCCCACCCAUCAACUCCCCAGAGCUUCUGCAGGCCAAGAAGGACAUGCUGCUGGUGCUGGCAGACAUUGAGCUGGCCCACACCCUGAAGGUGACCUGUGAAGCAGAGGAGAGAGUGGAGGAGGUGCCACACCCACUGGACCGAGACUACCAACUCCUCAAGUGCCAGCUUGAGCUGCUGGAUUCUGAGGCACCCGAGUACAAGGUGAUACAGACCUACUUGGAGCAGACAAGCAGCACCCACAGACGCCUGGCUCUGCAGCACAUCUGGAAAGUGAACCGGGAAGGCGAGGAAGACAGGUUCCGGAUCCAUUCCAAGCUGGGGAAUCGGAGGCUGCUGUGGCAUGGCACCAACGUGGCUGUGGUGGCUGCCAUCCUCACCAUGGGACUCCGCAUCAUGCCACAUUCUGGUGGCCGUGUUGGCAAGGGCAUCUACUUUGCCUCGGAGAACAGCAAGUCAGCUAACUAUGUUACUGCCAUGUACAAUGGGAGCCACCAGGUGGGUUACAUGUUCCUCGGUGAGGUAGCCCUGGGCAAAGAGCACCGCAUCACCGUGGAUGACCCCAGCUUGAACUGCCCACCCCUCGGCUGCGACAGUGUCAUUGCCCAAGGAUGCACAGAGCCUGAUCCUACCCAGGACAUUGAACUGGAGCUGGAUGGCCAGCGAGUGGCUGUGUCCCAGGGCCGGCCCAUUGCGUGCCCACAAUUCAGCAGCUCUCACUUCUCCCAGAGUGAGUAUCUCAUCUAUCAGGAGAGCCAGUGUCGCCUGCGAUUCCUUCUGGAGGUUCACCUCUGAGCCGCUGCCACACUCCAGGUCCUGUGAGGGCUGGACCAGGAUCAUCCGUCAUCUUCUCCAUCUCUGUCACCCCACAUCACUGCUUCCUUUUUCAAGAAUACAUGUAUGGCUAGUAUAUUGGUACAUGGCUAUAAUCCCAAUAUUCAGGAGGCUAGGGAAGGAAGGUCACUUGGGCCCAGGAGUUGAAGCCAGUCAGGACAACGUAGUGAAACCUGUAUACGCUCAUGGCUCUGAUGAACAUUUUGGUCAACAUUAGACCAUCUGUAUGAUGAUAAUCUGCAAGAAUACUUCACCUUGUAACCAUCUUAGUUUGCAUACUCUGUGAUGUCCACACCAUAACUGAAUCACCUGUUCCUGAGCCACCUAGGAACUAAGGUGGCUAAGCAGUGACUCCCUGCACUAUUAUGGCUCAUAGCUAGCUAGGUGACCCGCACAGGUGCUCACAGGGAGGGCUCUGGGCCGGGAUUGGAUUAUGGACACCACUGCUGACUUGCUAUUGCUAUUAGAAGGUCGGGUCUAAUCAGAAGCAGCAGGCUUCUGAGAGCGUGACCCGGAGGGGUGUACCUCCUUCAUGGGUGUGCUUCCCAGCAACCAUGACAAAAGCAGCGUUUUCUCCACCAUGCCCCUCUGCUGCGCUGUUGAUGGCCCUGGGGCAGCUGACAAAAUAAGCCUCUCCUUUAUGUUCGGGUCUCAGCUAUUAUAUCUCAGUGAUGAGAAAGUUUCCAGGACAAUCACCAUGGCCUGUAGUUACCAUGUGGUACAAUACACUUCUUGACUUUA
Molecule: messenger RNA, 2669 nt
Organism: Octodon degus (degu)
Lineage: Eukaryota; Metazoa; Chordata; Mammalia; Rodentia; Octodontidae
Gene: Parp3
Product: poly(ADP-ribose) polymerase family member 3
Exons: 11
Coding region: 297-1889 (530 amino acids)
Cellular component (GO): site of double-strand break
Molecular function (GO): NAD+ poly-ADP-ribosyltransferase activity
Source: RefSeq, a predicted model, not a curated record